Molecule: messenger RNA, 3408 nt
Organism: Solanum stenotomum
Lineage: Eukaryota; Viridiplantae; Streptophyta; Magnoliopsida; Solanales; Solanaceae
Product: receptor-like protein 9a
Molecular function (GO): protein binding
Source: RefSeq, a predicted model, not a curated record
AUGGGAAAUAUUAAGUUUUUCUUGUUGAUGUUUUUUCAAAUGGUGAUUGUGGCCUAUGGUCAGUGGCGGACCCAGAAUUUUUGCUCAGGGGGUUCGAAUGCUCUCUUGGAGCUGCAAGCAAACAUAAUGAAUUCGAAUGGCGAAUUGUUGGUUGAUUGGGCUGGAUAUAAUACGAAUGGUUUUACAGAUUGUUGUUUUUGGAAAAGUGUAAAAUGCAGCUUAGAAACAGGUCGAGUGAUCAAACUCCAUCUCAAAACAAAUUUUGGCACAGGGGAUGGUUGGAGAUUUAAUGCCUCUCUCUUUCUUCCAUUCACGUCCCUCCAACUUCUUUUAUUGUCUUACGGAAAUAUUAUAGGGUGGAUAAAAAAUGAAGGGUUCAGUAAACUAUGGCAGUUGCCCAACCUGAAAGUACUCGAUUUGCAAUUCAAUCCCAUCCAUCCUGAAGUUUUAGUAUCAUCUUUAUGUUGGAUUUCAUCUCUUGAGGUUCUAAAACUUGGUGCAGAUGUUGGUGCCUCUUUCAGCAUACCGACGACAUAUAAUAUAUUUGCAAUUCAAUUCCAACCUGAAAGCAUGAGUAAGAAAUGUGGAGGGCUAAGCAAUUUAAGAGAACUCUGGUUUGAAGGUUAUGAAAUCAAUGACAUCAAUAUCCUUUCUGCAUUUGGUGCAAAUUCUGGACUGAGGAAUUUAGAGAAGCUCAUUUUGAAUGAUAAUAACUUCAAUUCCACCAUCUUUUCAACAAUGAAGAUUUUUCCGUCUCUCAGGCAUCUCAAUCUCGCCUCCAAUGAAAUAGAUGGAAAUAUCAAAAUGAAUGAUAUAAUUGAUUUGAUCAAUUUGGAAUAUCUGGAUCUCUCGGAUAACAAUAUAGAGAGAUUUGCGAAUACCAAAGAUAACAAAAGAAUGAGUUCUUUGCGGAAUUUAGUAUUGGGAAGUUCCUACUCCAACUCUAGCAGAGUCAUACAAUCCAUAGAAUCACUCUCAUCUCUUAAGUCACUUUCUUAUGAAAAUAGUGAUCUCACUGCUCCAACCAUAAUUUACGCAUUAAGAAAUCUGAGCACGAUGGAGUACCUAUACUUGACGGAAUCUUCUUUAAAUGACAACUUUCUCGUGAAUAUUGGACAAAUGACUUCUCUUAAAGUGUUGAGUAUGACUUUUGGUGACAAUAAUGGCACCCUCCCUAAUCAAGGUUGGUGUGAACUCAAACACAUUGAAGAGCUGGAUUUUUCAAACAAUAAUUUGGUGGGAACACUGCCUUCGUGUCUUGGAAACUUGACAUCACUUUGAUGGUUGAGUUUUGCUGGGAAUUACUUCAGCGGAAAUAUAGCGUUACAUUCUAUUUGGAGGAGACUCAUAUCACUUGAGUUCCUUGAUAUUGUGGAUAACCAAUUUGGAGUUCCUCUGUCAUUCAGCCAAUUUUCCAACCAUACAAAAUUGAUCUACUUGAAUGUUGGUUAUAAUACAAUAAUAACUGAUACCGAUUUCCUAAAUUGGAUCCCAAAUUUCCAGUUGGAGCUUUUUGCUAUAUAUGAAUGUAUAAAGCUUCAAAAAUUGCCUUCUUUCCUUCACUACCAAUAUGACUUGAGGAUUCUUGAUAUCAAAGGAAAUCAAUUGCCAGGAAACUUUCCAACAUGGUUGUUAGAAAAUAACACCAGACUUGCAGGGAUUUAUAGUAGAGAUAAUGCUUUCAGAGGACCAUAGAAGUUGCCAUCGAGUCGUCACCUCCAUCUAGAGACGAUUGAUGUUUCUAAUAACAAACUAAAUGGACAUAUUCCAGAAAAUAUGAGUUUAGCCUUCCCAAAGCUCACUUUCUUGAACAUGUCACAAAAUUAUCUUGAAGGUCUUACACCUUCCAUAUUUUGUGGCAUUCAUUUAGAACUCCUAGACCUAUCUGACAAUAUCUUGUCCGGAGGAGGUCCUAGUUAUCUGGCAGUUGGUUCUCCACAAUUGUUCUUCCUUCGGUUGUCAAACAACAAGCUUAAAGGAAAAAUAUUCUCGGAGGAGGUCUUGCCACAUAGAUUAUCAUUUUUGUGUUUGAAUGACAAUAACUUUGAAGGUGCACUGCCUAGUGACAUUUUCCCCAGAUCCCUUAUUGUACUGGAUGCUAGCAGGAAUAGUUUCACUGGAGAGAUUCCGAGAUGGAUUACGGAUAAUACAAGAUUGUUACAGCUUGAUUUGUCCAAGAAUCAUCUCGAUGGUUCAAUUCCAGAUGAGAUUUGCAAUUUAAAGCUCAUUGAGGUGUUAUCUAUAUCCGAAAACAGGCUUUCAGGCUUCAUACCUUCUUGUGUGAGUUCUUUACCUCUCAAACACAUCCAUCUUGAGAAAAAUCAAUUGGGUGGUGAAUUGAGACAUGUACUUUUCAAAUCGUCUUUUCUGAUAACUUUGGAUCUUGGGUACAACAAUUUUACAGGAAACAUCCCACGCACCAUAGGUUCGGUUAAUAAUCUGAACUACCUUCUCCUUAGCCAUAACCAAUUGGAAGGGGAGAUUCCAACUCAGAUUUGUAUGUUGAAGAAGUUAUCUAUUGUGGAUUUAUCUUUCAAUAAGCUUUAUGGUCCACUCCUUCCUUGUUUGGGUUACUUAACACAAGCCAAAAAGGAUGCAAAGAUAAGUAGGACCUACUAUCCUACGACUUUUGGGCAUUCAUGGUUAAAUUUUCUGGGCUGGAUACGUUUGAAACAGAACUACCACGUUAGUGAAGGAUUUGUAAUAGGCACAUUUUUAAUGGAGAUGGAAAACCAGGUCCGGUUUUCAACGAAAAGAAACUCAUAUAUUUAUAAGGGAAUCAUUCUAAAAUAUAUGUCGGGUAUUGAUCUCUCAAGUAAUAGAUUAACUGGUGAAAUUCCCGUUGAGCUAGGGAAGAUGAGCACUAUACAUGAACUGAAUCUAUCCCACAACCAUCUCAUCGGAAGAUUACCAAACACCUUCUCCAAUCUACAGAAAAUUGAGAGUUUAAACCUUUCCUUCAACAACUUGAAUGGGAGAAUUCCUGUUGGUCUAAUUGAGCUAAAUUCUUUGGAAGUAUUCAAUGUUUCAUUCAAUAACUUAUCGGGUGCAGUGCCUGAUUUUAAAGCACAAUUUGCAACUUUUGACAAAAGCAGCUACGAGGGAAAUCCUUUUCUUUGUGGUGAUCCAUUAGACAACAAGUGUGGGAUGAGUCCUAAAUUGUCAAAUAGCUCCAAGAUUAAUGGAGAUGAGGAAUCAGCAGAAUUGGAGGAUAUUCAGUGUUUUCACAUUGGCUCUGUUGUGUCUUUUGGAGCAAUCUUGUUGGGAUUAGCUACAGCGCUCUGCUUCAAUCCUCAUUGGAGAAAAGCAUGGUUUAGGAUGAUAGAGGCAUUGAUGUUUUACUGUUUCUAUUUUGUGUUGGACAACAUUGCUACACGUAAGAGUAGAUGGUGCAGGAAUAUUGGUUAA